Macrosiphum euphorbiae (potato aphid) is the source of this 549-nucleotide messenger RNA. The record is from the annotation of a GenBank genome assembly. Lineage: Eukaryota; Metazoa; Arthropoda; Insecta; Hemiptera; Aphididae.
AUGGAAGCAGAUGGUGUUAUAGAAGGAUUUUCAAAAAGUAUAGAAUUACAUGGACUAAAAUUUAAUAAACUUAUUGGAGAUGGGGACAGCAGCGUUAUGAAACGACUUCAAGAAAUACAACCAUAUGGACCAAACUUUUUUAUCGAAAAAAUUGAAUGUACAAAUCACUUGCUUAGAAAUUACGCUAGUAAACUUAAUACAUUGUCCAAAGUUACAAAAUAUCCGCUUCGUGUUCGAAAAUUUAUUAUUACAAAUAUAAUUCGAUUUCGUUCUGAUAUUACAAAAUCUGUAAAACAUUGGAUAAAAGAUAGUAAACUAACGAAACUACAAAAAAUAAAAGAAAUUCAAAAGGAUUUAGCCAAUGCUCCUUUUCACCGGUUGGGUCAACAUUUAAAUUGCGCCAGUUACUUUUGUCAACCGGCCGAGGAAACUAUAACACUCGAAUUGAAGCAGCAGUUGUGGCAUUUAAUUCAAAACAAUUUUUACGGAAAAUCCACAAAAAAAUUACCAACAACCACAGUCCAGGAAAAUUUGGGAAAAAAUAUUUGA